Molecule: messenger RNA, 1221 nt
Organism: Penicillium longicatenatum
Lineage: Eukaryota; Fungi; Ascomycota; Eurotiomycetes; Eurotiales; Aspergillaceae
Exons: 1
Coding region: 1-1221 (406 amino acids)
Source: RefSeq, a predicted model, not a curated record
AUGGAGCGCAAGCUCUCUCAAAAAGCUGCACAGAUGCGCCAACGCUUGUUCACUCGGAGUUUGCACAGUCGAGGCCGCGCGGCUACAAUGAACGCCUCCGCAUCACCAAGCACCUCGAGCAGCCGCUCUCGCUCAGCUACCACCCCCGUCUCGUCUCACCCAACCGGUCUUGCAUUUGACACAGAACCAACCCGGUACUACCAGUUCACCGAUGAACCAGGAUACUUUAUUCCCGCGGAACCAUUAAUUCACCGACAAGAUAUCGAAGAGGACCUGGAAGACAACGUGAAACAUUCGUGUGGGUUGCUCGUUGAAAGUAUUGAACGCGGUCUUCCCAUCUGGCCCUCCUUUCCUGAGAAUGGCGCGCUUCAUUCGCAUGAAUCUCGCCCGGGAUUUCAGGGCGUCAUGGCUCAGCUUUCACUUUCACCUGUCGCGAUUGAUAAUCAUAUCCCGAACGAAUGGGAUUCCGGCGAUUUACACUCCAGCAAAUCAACAAGGCCCCAGAAUAGUUUCUCGAUGAGCGCUUCAGCGGGGACGGGUCGUUUCUACGGGAAACGACUCUCAACGCCACCUCCGGAAGAGGAGGAAUAUGACAGUCGUCCCCGCGGCCGAAGCAUCGGCACGGAGACAACCCGCUCUCGCUCUCGUUCCCGGUCUGAAAGUCCUGAUCUCUUCCCCUACAGUCCACCCCAAUUCGAAAACACCUGGGGCCGGGAUAAUACCCACAUUCUUGAACCCGACUUCCCUGAAUCGGAUUUCCUUGGUGCAGAGGGUACCACUUGGCUCAGCGCAUUGGAUAUUCAAACCAACGAGCACUGGACAUCUAGUUCGGUGGUGGAUCUACCUAAAGAUACUGCAGGGACAUGCAUGACUUCAGUACCUAAUACGGCUACUGGACCUGCUCCGCGGCGCUUCUACAGUACCCGGCAAAAACCCAAUCUCGUCGAGACGAAAGCACGAGACUGGGAUGCUUUCCAGAGUCGCGAGCCGGGGUUGUAUCGCGGUCUAUCGAUGGGGAAUCUUUCGGAGAAACGUCCGACUGAUUUUUCGUAUCCUCUUUGGAAGGAGGGGGAUUCGCCUGAUGCCUUGGGGCUCUAUGAUGCUCCUACUAGACAUCGGAGAAGACGGGCACAGGAGUUGUUGAAGAAGUUGACUGGGUUGGGGAUGAAGAGAAAGGAGGGGAUUGUGGAGGGGAGAAGAGCCGUUACUGCUGUGGCUUGA